Petromyzon marinus (sea lamprey) is the source of this 3606-nucleotide messenger RNA. Its product is annotated as docking protein 2-like. Gene Ontology annotation, biological process: cell surface receptor protein tyrosine kinase signaling pathway; positive regulation of MAPK cascade; Ras protein signal transduction. The record is from RefSeq and is a predicted model, not a curated record. NCBI's taxonomy places the organism in Eukaryota, Metazoa, Chordata, Hyperoartia, Petromyzontiformes, Petromyzontidae. Gene Ontology annotation, cellular component: cytoplasm.
CACACUAUUACACACACUCUCUUACACACACUCUCUCACACACACUCUCUCGCUCACACACACACGACUAGGGGUGUGUGGAUAGUUGAAGACGAUCCCUCCCUCCCCCCUGUCGAAGCAAAGCAGCGCCGGGGAGUCGAGACGAAGCUUCCUACCACCAAAGCAAUGGACGAGGCAGCGAAGGAAGGACAGAUGCACGUCCUGCAGCACAAGUUCGCAAAGAGAACGUGGCGCAAGGUCCACGGCGCGCUGUACUCGGGCAGCACCUGCGGCGUCGCUCGCCUCGAGCUGCUCGAGGGCAAGGACGCCGCAGAGCGGCACAGCCGCAGCAAGGAGAAGAAGAUCAUCAAGAUGGCCGACUGCGUGAGCAUCAAGCGCAACGAGGAGCUCGGAGCCCCGCGCGACUGCCUCGUCCUGCGCCUUGAGACCACGGCCAAGGAGUAUUACCUGGCGGCCGAGAAAGCGGACUUCGGCGAUUGGUUCUGCCAACUCUGUCAGAUUGCCUUCCCGCAGGCGGCCUCAGGAUAUGGAUCAUUUGAUAAUGGCCUUGGCUCUAAGCCCCUGGAGAUGGAGGAGAACAGCAUCUAUUCUUCUGCUGACGAAGUGGACGAGUUCUUGGUGGUGACCCAGAAGACGGAGGCGUCGGAGCGGAGUAAGCUGCAGGGGAAGUACAUCCUGAAGGUGAACCAGGAGAGGCUCGAGCUCAUGGACCAGAAUACGCGCAUUGUGCUGCAGUCCUGGGCACUUGACUCCCUGCGCCGAUACGGCAAGGACCAGAAAAUGUUCACGUUCGAAGCUGGACGUAGGUGCCAGACUGGACCGGGCAAUUUCAUUUUCGAGACGACCCAGGGAAAGGAAAUAUUCAAUCUUAUCGUCAAUUUCAUCAGCAAACUGCCACCAGGAAAUCAUGGUGGCGGCACCAACGUGGACCCCAGCGCAACUCACUUCUCGCGAGGGAACGCUUCGCCAGUGCGUCACGUGGAGGCCGAUGAAUUCCUGCACGCUGUAGGACCUGCGGCCGACGGGAUGAAGCUCAUGUCACUUAAACCUGAGGGGGCGAUUCUGCUGCCCUACGGCGGAAAGCCUAACGGGGGCAAGAUGUCACCGUUGAAGUUUGCCCCCUCUCCGAAUUCGGAGCCCGUUUUUCCGAAUAAGAAUUCAAAGCGGAAUAGCGAGCCCGUCUAUUCGGAGGUUUACGACGGUUGUCUGCUCGGCAAGAACCGUGGGCCAAACAGCCAGCCCCCCCGGGCAGAGCACAUUUACGACGAUCCUGAAUACGCUGCUCGUAGCAGCACUGCGAAGACCAUCUACAGCACCAUUCAUUGCAAAGAUGACGUCCAGAAAGAUGAGGCUGCGUCAUGGCCGGCCGCGCCAGUACCCCCUGCAAAGCCACAUUUUCCAAAGCCAAGUGAUCGACCGAUCAAAGUUCCGCUCUUGCCCAGUCGUCCGAGCCCCGCGUCCGUAAAUGUUGAUGAUGAUGUGUCAGCCCUCUACUGCAAGGUGAACAAGAAGGCUCCAGCGGUGGUGCGAGUGAGAAGCUGCGAUGAGUUAAGCUACCCCUCUGCUGCCCAUACAGAGGAUUCCUUUGAAGAGAAAGCCAUAGCGUUUUAAACUAAUUGUGGAGUUGUCUUGAUUCAAUCUUUCGUAUAUCCAAACGUGUUGGCCUGCUCAAAACGCGUGCCACAUGUCGCUUUGGCAUUUGUCAUUUACGUUGAUGAUGAAUAUCACCGCGAAGUUUGGUGUAAGAUAAUAAUGUGCUCAUUGAUCGGAUAUUUUAUCCAAUUAAUCAACCUCUAUUCACUUUUUAUUUUUAAAUCCGCACUAUAAUCCAUUGUGGUCGUUUUGCCCGCUAGUAUAUUUAUGCAUUUUUCAUCAAUGAAGUUUAAUUUGUUGGGAAAUUAGUUUGAUCCCUCAUUAUAAUUUAACUUUUUUUAUGGUUUAAUGUGGUGUAGAUUUGUCUGAAAUAAACAUUCCAUACGACCGUAUAUUGACGAAAGAAAACUCAACACGAGCGUCAUUAACACUGUGGCCUUAAAAAGAUAAAUGUGUAAUAGGCGAUGUGUCGGGCACAAUGGCUCUUCUUUAUCGCAUCCUAUUUACGAAUGUGAAUUUUUGUUAUUUGUGCACCGCUGCCAGCAGAGUGUUGCCAAAUAAUUAUUUUGUAGAGGGUUGGAAUAACAUUAAAAGAUUGAACUGGAGGUUCAUUAUCAUUGUGAAUACAAUUUCCAAACCCAGCUUUGUUCUCUCCAUCGUCAAUAGAAUGUGAACCACAUGGAGACAGCUCCACAACUUCUCACCCAGUGAACCUUGGAGUACAGAUACACAGAUAUUUCUUGACUCAUCACGAACAACAAUGACAUAUCUUUACGAAACCCAGUUAUACGAAUUUAAUAAAAAAAAUAAUUUAACACUUAAACACUUCUCAACGAUUCUCAUCCUGUCUGGGCCAGCCCAGCUAUGGGCCUCUGUAUAUAAUAACACCCUCGCACACACAUUAUGAGCACCACACGAACCUACAAAGCUUCAUAUUUUGCCAGUUUACUUUCAAAUUCCGUAGGCUGGCCUACAUACACAGUGAUGGGUUACACGCCCAACUCGCUUAGCCUUGCGCGCCUGUAGUUUUCCCUGUGUGCUGUGUGUGUGUGUGGGGGGGUCGUUUGUCCGUGCACAAUAAUGCUGUAUGAUUAAUAGUGAAGAGAAAACGUUGACACUUUUGUUUAUUUUAAAGAAAUCCGUUUUUAUUGUUAUUUUGUUGAUAAUUAUGACUGUUGGUUUUUGGUGUCGUGUGGCUCCAGUUGGGGGUUGCAGUGAGGACUGCACAGUCCACUUGAGGACUUCUCGUCUCAGGUGACGCGUGCAGGUGGAUUCAUUGGCUUGCCCCCACUCAACUUCAACCAAACAAUCUCCCAUUACUCACAUGGUGUGGGGAGGCCUUCAUCCAGCAGGGAAUGAGAAAGGGCUGUAAACCCUGACUCGCUGUGAGUUGGGGUUCUUGUGCCAUGUCGCUCUACUCCAUUUUUGCUGUACUCCUGCCUAAUAGCUACCGUCAGCGGUACAACGUCGCGUAUCCGACCGUCCACACAUCCCUCCUAUUUAAUUCACUGGCCACAAACAGUGCACAUUGUUUGUGCGUGGUGCAACUCAUUAUCCAGAGUUGUUCACAAGCCCAAGCUUUUAACACGAGGGAGUGUUGGUGUUCAUAAUAUAAUAUUUGGUUAAAUUAUCAAGCAAAGUUAAAUCAUUUUGCCACGUUUAAAAAUAAGUUUGAGAUUUUUUUGUGUCUGGCAACAUUGGUGCAUAGUGUAACUAUCACUUUUACAGAUCUUAACCGAUCUGGUCACAUAUCAGCCUAUACCUCAGUCUGCAGUGGGCCGAUAUGCGACGUUGUACAGUAUGUGUAUAUAUUAUUAUACCACGUGUAUAUACAUAUUUAUGCACACUGUAUGACUUUACACAUAUAUUGUCACCUAGCAUUUUUAAAUAUCACCUCUUAACGUGUUUUAUAUUUAAAUUAGUGUACUUUUGGUGUAUUACUGAGUCUUAAUAUAAUAUUGGUCAUGUUUAAGUAUUGUUUUGCUUGUAAAUCAAAAACAAAUCUAAAAAUGA